AUGAGUCAAAAUAAUUCAGCGGCUGCAUCAUGCUCAAUCACCUCAAUCCCUUUAAUCCGGUUUAGCAACAGUCUUUAUUAUCAGGAUGCCUUCGAGCGAACCCAGUACAACGAUAUGCAGUCGAAUGGAAGGAUGGAUUCUUCAAUUCUCUCUUUACCCAGUCUUUCUUUUAAUCUAUACAUUUCUACCACCUGUUCAUAUCACUCAUCACCUCACCCUCUCUCUCUCUCACUCUCAGUCUAUCUCUCUCCCCCUUUCUCUUUCUAUUGUUCGUUUUGUUCUUUCUCUCACUUUUUUUUAUAUACGUUUUCUGUUAAUCUACAUUUAUUAAGCUUAUGCAUUCGCACGACAAAAACCGUAAGAUGGAAACAAAGGGUUUCUUUGUAUGUGAAAACGGAUAAACCGGAAGCACUCUCAUUAUAUGCCUGUAUCCGUCACGCCAAAAAGGACUCGCUGGAACAGGGCAGUCGUCUCUCAUAUAGGACGGUCGUCUCUUGUCGUUCUCCUCGUCGGCUCCCUCGGCACCAACUGCCAAAGCCUUCAGACACUCAUUUUAUAGACCAUGACGAAGCAGCCGAUUAG
Messenger RNA from Acanthosepion pharaonis, 582 nucleotides. Lineage: Eukaryota; Metazoa; Mollusca; Cephalopoda; Sepiida; Sepiidae. The record is from the annotation of a GenBank genome assembly.